Zasmidium cellare ATCC 36951 is the source of this 1053-nucleotide messenger RNA. RefSeq lists its product as uncharacterized. Gene Ontology annotation, cellular component: mitochondrial inner membrane; nucleus. The record is from RefSeq and is a predicted model, not a curated record. Bases 1 to 1053 code for a protein of 350 amino acids. Gene Ontology annotation, molecular function: nucleic acid binding; single-stranded DNA endonuclease activity; metal ion binding. The transcript has a single exon. Lineage: Eukaryota; Fungi; Ascomycota; Dothideomycetes; Mycosphaerellales; Mycosphaerellaceae. Gene Ontology annotation, biological process: apoptotic DNA fragmentation.
AUGUCCAAGUUCACCAUCGCCGUUGUUGCUGGAGCCUCUGCGGCCGUUGGCGCUGCCACCACUGCCGCUCUGUACGGCAUCGGAAGCAAGAAAGAGUCGUCGGCGUCAACCAUCGCUACGACGACGACGACAGUCUCGAAUCCGGGCGCGACACGGACGACGCCUCCGCCGCCUGCCCCUGUACCGCUGCCUCGUAACGCAGUCCCCCUCCAACCGCCGGUUGACCCCGCUGGAGUCUUCCAAUAUGGCUUUCCAGGACCAGUCUCCGAUAUACGAAACGCAUGUUCGCUCACAUCAUCCUUCAACCGAACCACAAGAAACCCACACUGGGUAGCCGAACACAUCACACCCGCAAGCCUGCUCAUGACCGGAGGAGACAGAAGACAUUCAUACUUCGCGGAAGACGAGAGCAUACCCGAGAAGUUCAGAGCGAAGCUGAAGGACUACUUCCGAUCAGGCUAUGAUCGCGGACAUCAAGUCCCAGCAGCGGAUGCGAAGUGGAGUCAGGAAGCGAUGGACUCUACGUUUGCCUUGUCCAACAUGUGUCCGCAGGUUGGCGAUGGAUUCAAUCGAGACUACUGGGCACAUUUCGAGGACUUUUGUCGGCGGUUGACGUCUUUCUAUCCGUCUGUACGGAUCGUCACUGGGCCGCUCUAUUUGCCAAAGCGUGACCCCGUUGACGGCAAAUGGCGUGUCUCGUACGAAGUCGUCGGCCACCCACCCAAUGUUGCAGUGCCAACGCACUUCUACAAGGUGGUCUUUGCAGAGGAUGGCAAGACUGGUGGGAAGGUCAGUUUGGGAGCAUUCGUUCUGCCCAACGACCGCAUUCCGAACGAUAAGCCACUUCAAGACUUCGAAGUUCCCGUCGAAGCAGUUGAGAGAGCGUCUGGGCUGGAGUUUGCCAGCCUGCUCCCUCCAGCACGGAGAAAGAAAUUGUGCCAGGAAGUCAGCUGCAGCAUCAUCGUGAAGGAGUACGCCGAGCGCCAGAGAACACCUCUCACUCCUCCACCCGCGAAGGGUAUCGCCGCGCAAGCGAGUCCUAUUCAGAAAUGA